GAAAAAUUAGUCACGUGACCGUUCCGUUUCGCGACGAAAGGUCCGACGGAAUUGGAAAGAUUUCGUCGAAUCGACGCCGAUUUCGCCGCAGAUCGAUCGCAUUCGUUCGAAUCGCGAGUGAUUCGCAAUAGGAGUUGUCCUUGAAGCAAACGCGAUUACAACGAAUAAUUUGAAAGGGCGACUGUACUCUGGACGAAAGCGGAGUUUCAUUCGGCCAUGUUCAGCCAGCUUCGACGGAAUUGUAUUGACCCGCGAAAUCGUUUAUUCGAAAUAUUGAUAAUGCCUCCUCCCUAGAUUCGAAUCGGACGGGCAACGUUCUCGCAACCGCGUUCUCGCUUUACGAACCGAGAAUUUGAUUAAUUUCGCGAAUCAGUAGGAUAAAGAGUGGGCGCGCGAAACAGCCAAGUGGAAAAACGUCGACGAUUGAAAUAUCCUUUCGAGCUAUAAAAUCAAUUUGGAUUCGAGAGUUUUCGAAUGCGAAGACUUGUUCGAGGAUCGUUUCGAACGAGGUUAUAGUUGUUCGACGAUUCGCAGGUUACGCGGUUACGAAUUAACGACAGCGGAACAAGGUACUUGAAUCGGCUGGCCGACUGUACGUGGCGGAGAUGGGCGGGUGUACGAAGGGUUGCCGGAUCGCAGGCUGUUGCAACAUCCGACAAUCAAAUCUGGACGUAGUGAGGAUCCAAACGAACGUCAGUGAUGAAGCUGUUGUUGGUUGUCGUACCUUUGCUGGUUCUCUGCUCGAUCCAGCCGUUGAUCGUUCGCGGGACGCGACCGAGAUUCGUCUCCGACAAGAUGAUCGCAACCGCGGCCGGUGUGGUGAACGCCUGCCAGACUCAGACCGGAGUAGCCACAGUGGACAUAGAGGCGGUUAGAAACGGAACUUGGCCGGAAACACGGCAGCUCAAGUGUUACAUGUACUGCCUGUGGGAACAAUUCGGUCUGGUCGAUGACAAAAGGGACCUCAGUCUGAACGGCAUGCUCUCGUUUUUCCACAGAAUACCAGCCUACAGAGCGGAAGUUCAGAAAGCGAUCAGCAAGUGCAAGGGGAUCGGUAAAUAUUUUGCAAAAGGAGACAACUGCGAGUACGCGUACGUGUUCAACAAAUGUUACGCGGAAUUUUCUCCACGGACCUAUUACCUAUUUUAAACGACUCGACGCGAAAACGGAUAUCGUCGAACGCGUCGUCGCGAGCUUUUCCGCCGACUCGCUUUUCGCUUGACCGUCUAUUCAAACUGUACUCGUAUCUAUGUAAUUCCAUAACCGUUUCGUACAAAACCAUAAUAAAAGAAACUCUCC
Molecule: messenger RNA, 1299 nt
Organism: Nomia melanderi (Alkali bee)
Lineage: Eukaryota; Metazoa; Arthropoda; Insecta; Hymenoptera; Halictidae
Source: RefSeq, a predicted model, not a curated record